AUGGCCACCACAACGUCAGUAGGUCUCCUCCACACGCACGCGCACGCGUCGCUGAGCAAGCCCAUCGCGCAGCGUGCCACCGGCCUGCUCUCCCACGAGCCAUGCGUCCCCUCGCAACUAUCCUCCGUCAAAUUCCUCUCUGGCUGCGAUUCCUUCCCGAACGCCAAGCUCACUGCCACCUCCGCUUCCUCAGGCUCCCUAUGCGUCCCCGGCGCGUUCCCCGCGGAGAAGCGGGGCCUUAGAGUGGUAGCGGGCGGGCCCGGGCUGGCGGGGGAGCAGGAUCAGGGGCAGCAGGGGUCGUCGGACGACUUUCCGCCGGUGCCGUCGGGGCGGAUGAUGGUGCCGAUGAUGAAGAAGGGCUACGGCGCUUUCGGCGGCGGUGGAGCCACGCUUGAAAAGUCCAAGCUCGACCUUUCGUUCUCGGCCACCAAGACCACCCCUCAGAUUGACCUGGGCGGUGGAGGUGGUAACGUCGGUAAGGGCGGAGCGCACGGCGGAGGCGACGGCGGCGACGAUGGUGGCGACGAUGACGACUACUUCGGCGAGGACGACGGCGACGACGGUGACGACGACGGUUUCAUUCGUAGAGCGAUCAUCUCCGAGGUGUUCGACAGGGCCUCGGUCGAGGCAGUGCUGCAGGAGUGGUUCCGAUCCAUGGCGGACCUUCCUGCCGGCAUCAGACGAGCCGUUGAAAUGGGUCUGGUGAGCUCGGCGCAGAUCGCGCGCUUCAUGUCGAUCGACGCGCGCCCCACCAUCGCGCGCAUCGUCUCCCGCGCUACCCCCGCCGAGGUCUCGCGCGCAUUCGUCGGCCGCAUGAUGGCGGAUCCAGCGUUCAUCUACAAGCUGCUGCUGGAGCAGGCGGUCACCGUCGGCACGUCCGCUUGGUGGGAGGUCAAGCAACGCGGCGACAGACUGAAGGACGAGUGGGGCCUGGCUCUCACGAACGUUCUCACUUUGUCGCUGUGCAACGCGGCGGUGGUGUGGUCGCUCUCCCCCACGCGCUCCUACGGCUCCACCGCCACAUCAGAGUGGCAGAUGGCGCUGCAGAAGCUGCCCAACAAUAUGUUCGACAAGAGCUACCCUCUGCGCGAGUUCAACCUGCCCGCCCGCGCCGGCAGCUUCUUUUUUAAUGCGGCAAAGCUCAGCCUUGUGGGAUCCACGGUCGGCGCCCUGGGGGGCCUUGCCUCCAACGCCAUUCUCUCAACUUUUUCUAAGGGCAAGGAGGGAUUCCGGCCAUCAGUGGUGGUGCCGUCAGCCAGCACGAGUGCAGCGGCGUACGGGGCGCACACAGGGCUGUCAGGCAACCUGCGCUACCAGCUGCUGUACGGACUCGACCGCAUGCUGCAGCAGCACUUCAACCACAUCCCCGUUGCCGUGCUGGGCACCACUGCCCUCAGGUGUGGCAACGUUCUAUUGGGCGAGCCGUCUCGCCUGAUGUGGCUGGGGAUGGACGGAGAGGCGCAGCAACAGGCCAAGGCAGAGCAGCAGGCGUACCGCCGCCCGUCGCGCUCCUCCGGUGCCGGUUCUAAGACUAACUCGUUCCUGCAAUCACUGCCCUUCGGCAAAAAAUCAGAGGAAGCACAGCCCAAGAAAAAGAGUGCUGCUAGGAGAGUGACCAAGGCUGCCGCUGCAGGAGGGGCUGAGAGUGGGGCAGAGGCGGGUGCCGUAAGUUCAGAGGGGGCGGAGAAGGUGCAAGGGACGGGAGGUGCAGCUCGCACGACAAAGCGUAAGGUCAUAGCGGAGAGCCUUUCAACCGCGUCUUUCAUUCGUCGGCGCGCGCAUCACGAGGCUUGCGCGCAUGGGGCGGGACAAGAUGAUGCUGACUAUAACGCGCGUGAGAAAGCUGAUAGUGGCGGUGGUGACUAUAACGCGCGACAGAAGCAUCUCGACGCGUACACAGCGGACGACGACGAGGCGACUGUGCGACGUCGCCUGGCGGCCGAGGGGCUGGAGAUGCGCGACCUGGUGCCACGUGGACGAAUGAGCGCGUGGCACGUGGCCAUCGUGUUCGUCUAUCACAUGCUGCCGUACACGCCCCUCCCCUGCACGCUCGCCACGCUUGCUUGCUUCUAUGGGUACAGGGCGUACGGUUGGCAGGGCGCAGUGGCAGUGGUCCUGCUGCUCCUCUUCCUCCGCCUCAUCCCGCUCUAUUACAACUCCGCCUGGCGCAAGAAACUCACUUUUCUGUACGAGGCAAUGGCACACUACAUGACACGCGUGCGCGUCAUCGUGCCAGCUCAGCAGGUGCCACGUGGCGGGUACCUAUUCACGGCGCACCCGCAUGGGCGCAUGUUCUACAGCAGCAGCAUGCUCAUCCAGACAGCACACCUCUGGAAGGACACAUUCUGCCCCCACGGCGAGCUGUUCGGGGCGGCCAACAGCACCUUCUUUGAGGUCCCUGUCAUCCGCACCAUGUUGUGCCUGGCUGGGGCCAUCCCUGCCAGCCGCGGCAGCAUCAUUUCAAAGCUCAGGCACGGCGACCAUGUGGGCAUAGUGGUGGGAGGCAUCAGGGAGGUGUGUCUGGGCACCAACCCUCACACGGACGUGCUCUACCUCAUGAGGAGGCGUGGGUUUGCGCGCAUAGCAGUGGAGGAGAAAGUGGGAGUGAUUCCAAUGUACUGCUUCAAUGAGACCCAGCUGUUCAAGCACGAUCCACUCUGGCUGCUCCAGUUCUGGGCUGUGGUGAACCGCUAUUGGCGUAUUGGCGUCCCGUUUAUGAGGGGGGUAUGGCACAUGCCCAUGCCCUUCCGCAGGGAGCUAUUAAUUGUGGCCCAUUUCCCCGUGCCAGUGCUCUCCGAUAACCCCGACGGGUGGGGUCCCACCACUCUCCCCGAGCAGUUUAAAGACGUCCCGUACGCGCCGUUCAAUAAGGGCGACCGCGUCGGCCGCGCGGCGGACUGGACUUCUCAAGGAUACCGUCGCUACGAUCGUGAUCGCCAGGGUGGGGCGGGCGGGGUGAAUGCCGCCUUCUCCUUCUUCCAGGACCAGGAUGAGGACUCGUUUCAACUGGUGGACACCAAGCCCGUGCAGAAGCCUCGCUACGGCCCCCGCCGCUUCUUCCAGAAUCGGUUCCAGAACCGGCGAGGGGAGGAGGGGAAGCGCGACGGGCGCGACAGCGGCGCGGGCGCGGACAGGGAGCGGCAGCGGCAGCAGCGCAUGCAGCAGCAGAAGCGCGGGCAGUGGAACCCGUACUACGACCGCAACGCGCAGCGCGCCACGUACAACAGCUCAGUCGACAUCCGGCCCGAGUGGGUGGUGCUCGAACAGAUCCCCCUCUCCGCGCUCUCGAAGCUCUCCUUCAACGCGGGGGAACCGCAGGACGUUACGACGUGCGGCGCGCUCGAGUAUUACGACAAGAUGUUUGACCGAGUCAACCCCAAGUCGGAGCGGCCAUUAGAGCGGUGCGAAACACGCCAGUUCCACAAGGUGACGACCAGCGACGACCCCGUGGUGAAGCGCCUGGCGGCGGAGGGCGGGGACGCGCCAGCCGUGUUCGCGACGGACGCCAUCCUCUCCACGCUCAUGUGCGCGCCUCGCUCCGUGUACUCGUGGGACGUCGUCGUCCACAAGAGCGGGGGGAAGCUGUUCUUCGACCAGCGGGACUCGUCCUUUGAUCUGCUCACGGUGAACGAGACGGCAACGGGCAUAGAGCCGGCGGCAGAGGACAGCAUCAACGGCAUCGCGUCGCUCAGCCAGGAGGCCACGUUCAUCAACCAGAACUUCUCCCAGCAGAUCGUCAACAAGAAGGGAGCGAAGCGCCAGUUCGCGGAGGCGAAUCCGUUUGCAGCGGAGGGCGAGGAGGUGGCAUCUGUGGCGUACCGCUACCGCAAGUGGAUGCUGGAUGGGGACAUGCCAUUGGUGGUGCGCUGUGAGCUGGACGCGGUGGUGGACAUGAGGGGGCAGGAGAUGCUCGCCACAGUGAACGCGCUCAACGAGUUUGACCCCAAGGUCACGGGCGUGGACUGGCGCGCCAAGAUCGACAACCAAAGGGGCGCGGUGCUAGCAACGGAGCUGAAGAACAACAGCAACAAGCUCGCCAAGUGGACUGCACAAGCGCUGCUCGCAGGGGCCGAUCUGAUGAAGCUGGGGUACGUGUCGCGAGUGUUCCCCAAGAACAACCUCAAGCACACCAUCCUCGCAGUGCAGGCGUACAAGCCUCGCGAGCUCGCGAUGCAGAUCACGCUCUCGUCCACCAACAUGUGGGGCAUCGUCAAGCACAUAGUGGACAUGUGUAUGAAGCUCGAGGACGGCAAGUACCUCAUUGUCAAGGACCCCAACAAGUCCUUCCUCAGGUUGUACGAGGUGCCAUCAGACGCGUUUGACAACGACUAUGUGGAGGAGCCCCUGGCCGAGGAGGACCAGGCACCGCCUCCCCCCGAGGCAGCUGAUGGCGAUGCAGAGGCAGCAGCAGCAACUGAUUCCACUGCUGCUGCGUGA
Molecule: messenger RNA, 4437 nt
Organism: Closterium sp. Naga37s-1
Lineage: Eukaryota; Viridiplantae; Streptophyta; Zygnematophyceae; Desmidiales; Closteriaceae
Source: the annotation of a GenBank genome assembly